AUGAAGGACCAAAUCCCAACAGGCUCAUAUGUCAUCCGCAACAAGCAAACCUCAAGCGUCAUACAUGUCGACAACCCCGCCACCGCCAGCGCCUCUCUGAACAAGAAGUGGAGCGUUGUAGCCUGCGAGCAGAACGAAUCCAGGUAUCCGGAGCAGCAGGUCUGGUGGGUCGAGCCCUUCCCGACCAGUGGUGGUGGUGAUGAUGAUGAUGAUGAUGAUGGAGAAGCUGUGACAUAUUCCAUCACGAACUGCGCUACGGGGAGGUGCUUGGAUGCGAAUUUGGGGGGUGCGAAUGCUUAUUACAUGCCGAGACACGAAGCCACAAAGGGAGAAUGGCGUCUUGUGGCCUACGAGAACAAGGGUGCGCCAUGGCAGAAAUGGAGGAUUGAGAAUGUGUCGGACGACAAGGACGAGCCAUACUACCGCAUCGUCAACGUCUGGAACAACGAGCUCCUCUCCAUCGCCCGCUCCGGCGCCGAGUCCGGCGAGUCCGGCCCCCGCUGCAACAUCGGCAAGGCCGAAGCCACGCCCGUCAAGACCUGGGAGUUCAUCGUCCCCAUCGUCGCCUUCCCGCCCGGCUGGUGCCGCAUCCAGAACUGCGAGACCCUCGACCUCCUCAGCCAGUCGUACCUCUCGAACCCGCCCGUGCUGCUGAACCCGCCGGCCAGCCCGCCGCAGCCGCAGUUCCGCGAGAGCUGGGCGGAGCAGUGGGUGCUCGCGCACACGAGCUACCUGUUCCCCGACUACAAGAUCGGCACGGGGGCGAACACGUGGUGCGUGCGCAACCGGCUCACCGGCGGGUAUCUGGGGUGCGUGUAUAACGACAGGUACCCGUUCAUCGGCGGGCAGGCGGUGUCGGCGAACGACUGGGACCUGACGGAGGACGAUAUCUCGGCCCAUACGUGGAAGCUCGAGAUUGAUCCGAGCUGCACAACGAACUGGAAGCUGAUACAUCACAAGACGGGGUUUCUGCUGGAGAGGGGGGAGGGCAUGGUGCAUGGCGGGGUGGAGGUGCAGUGUAAGGAUAAGAAGUUUGCGAGGGGGAAUAAGCAUAAGACGUGGCAUUUGGUAUCGCCGGUUGUUGAGAGCGCCGAAGCGGAGGCCCCGCCGGAAUACGAAAUCCAAGCCCAAUAG
Morchella sextelata is the source of this 1134-nucleotide messenger RNA. RefSeq lists its product as uncharacterized. The record is from RefSeq and is a predicted model, not a curated record. The transcript is spliced from 5 exons. NCBI's taxonomy places the organism in Eukaryota, Fungi, Ascomycota, Pezizomycetes, Pezizales, Morchellaceae. The coding region runs from base 1 to 1134 and encodes 377 amino acids.